CCAGAAAUUCCAUCUAAAAUGCUUUCAAACGUAGCCAAACCCAAUAGCCUGCGAGCCCUGUUUGGAAAUCUGUCAUCGUAGGACGUAGAGGAGAGCGCGUAGGGUGAUUGCAUAACAAAAUAUAACACUAAAAACGGCGAUUUUGGUGGGGCUACCGUCCCCUGAUCGAUCGACAGACGGUUGUUGCGUUGCUUAUCAUCUUUCCGAUCGAAAACCCACAUCGAAGGUCAAACAAAUUACUGGGUCAAUAUUAAUUUUUCGAUAGAGACGUUGUUACGGACGUCUUUGUUUGGAAAAUGGGACUUUCCACGUGGGUGAAAACAUUAUUCCGCGUCGGAACCGAAGCCGGCGUCAAAGUAACUCAAGCUCCUGCUGCUGCUGCCAAAGCAGCUGCGGAUGGUGCGGGAUCAGAUCAGAAAAUUCUUGCGGCACAGCCAGCAGCAUGCGGAUAUGCAACGGAAGCUACGUUCGAAACCAGGGCCUUUAAGUUGCACAAUCUGGACCAGGGUCCGGCAACGACCGUCACCGUCAGCAAGGAGGAUGCCCUGAAGUACUACAGCCAGAUGUACGCGAUCCGUCGCAUGGAAACGGCCGCCGGCAACCUGUACAAGGAGAAGAUCAUCCGUGGAUUCUGCCAUCUGUACUCGGGUCAGGAAGCGUGCGCCGUCGGAAUGCGUGCCGCCAUGCGUCCGGAGGAUUCAUGCAUCACGGCUUACCGUUGCCACGGCUGGUCGUACCUGAUGGGCGUUCCGAUGCAAGGCGUUCUGUCCGAACUGACCGGUCGUCAGGGUGGAUGCGCUCGCGGAAAGGGAGGCAGUAUGCACAUGUAUGCUCGUAACUUCUACGGCGGAAAUGGAAUCGUAGGAGCGCAGGUACCGCUCGGAGUCGGAAUUGGCAUGGCUGCCAAGUACAACGGUUCGAAGGGAGUUUGCAUCGCUGCCUACGGAGAUGGUGCUGCCAAUCAGGGUCAGUUGUUUGAGGUUUACAACAUGGCUAAGCUGUGGGGUGCGCCGGUCAUUUUCGUGUGCGAGAACAAUGGCUACGGUAUGGGAACCAGUGCGGAACGUGCCUCGGCUAAUGUGAACUACUACACCAGGGGAGAUACCGUGCCCGGAAUCUGGGUUGACGGUAUGGACGUUUUGGCCGUUCGUGAAGCUACCCAGUUUGCAAUUGAGCAUUGUAACAGCGGAAAGGGGCCGAUUCUGCUGGAGACGGCUACCUACCGCUAUUCGGGUCAUUCCAUGUCCGAUCCAGGAACGAGCUACCGAUCGCGUGAUGAAAUCGCCGAAGUCCGUCAGACUCGUGAUCCAAUCACGUCGCUGCGGGAGAAGAUUCUGACAAACGAACUGGCCACCACCGAGGAACUGAAGGAAAUCGAAUCGAAGCUCCGGGGCGAAGUGGAUUCUGCGACGAAGGCAGCAAAGGCCGAUAAGGAAAUCGCAGUCGAUGAGCUGUGUGCGGAUAUCUACGCUAAGCCGGAUAAUACCACCGCUAUUAGGAAUACGAUGCCAUUGAUGGAACUCUCCCACAAGCGCCUUGGUAAGGCAGUGAACCUGUGAAAUGUUUCCCAAACUGCCACGAGCAUCACUUCCAUUAUUGAUAUUGAAGGGAAUGGAAGCAAACGAAACAUGUUUUAAUCUCAUAAGCGCACGAUUAGGUUGAUUUUAUUUUAGCUCAAAGCAAACACGAUCACCCAUUUACGAUCGGUAUAGCAAAGACGCGCCGAUAUCGAUCAUAAAAUUUCAACGAAAAACAAACAUUCUAUCCAAUAAACAACCACAACACACUCAACACGGGUUUCCAGGCAUUUAAGUUUGUGUUUCUGUUCUUGUAGCGAUUAUUGUUGUUCGCGCCGCUCUUUGUAAAAAUAAGGGUCAUUCGAAUAUCAGUGCAAAU
Ochlerotatus camptorhynchus is the source of this 1896-nucleotide messenger RNA. Its product is annotated as pyruvate dehydrogenase E1 component subunit alpha type II, mitochondrial-like. Gene Ontology annotation, biological process: pyruvate decarboxylation to acetyl-CoA. The coding region runs from base 297 to 1559 and encodes 420 amino acids. NCBI's taxonomy places the organism in Eukaryota, Metazoa, Arthropoda, Insecta, Diptera, Culicidae. The record is from RefSeq and is a predicted model, not a curated record. Gene Ontology annotation, cellular component: intracellular membrane-bounded organelle. Gene Ontology annotation, molecular function: pyruvate dehydrogenase (acetyl-transferring) activity. The transcript is spliced from 4 exons.